This is a messenger RNA of Thunnus maccoyii (southern bluefin tuna), 4342 nucleotides long. RefSeq names its product ArfGAP with SH3 domain, ankyrin repeat and PH domain 2b (gene asap2b). The transcript has 28 exons. Bases 800 to 3880 code for a protein of 1026 amino acids. Gene Ontology annotation, cellular component: cytoplasm. The record is from RefSeq and is a predicted model, not a curated record. Gene Ontology annotation, molecular function: GTPase activator activity; protein binding. NCBI's taxonomy places the organism in Eukaryota, Metazoa, Chordata, Actinopteri, Scombriformes, Scombridae. Gene Ontology annotation, biological process: positive regulation of GTPase activity.
AACUCAUUAGGAAACUGUUUACUGAGGUAACAAUACAAUCAAGUGAGAAAUAGGGUCACUUUCUCAUAGAUAAUUGACUUCUUCCUGGAGCCAGUGAAGUCGCCCCCUGCCAGCGACUAUAGAGAAUGCAGGUUUAAUGCACGUCCACAUUGGCUUCACUUUUCAGACCUGGAACUACCAGCUUGGGGGGGCAGUGCUGCUUCUUCAUCCUCGGAUUGAAGGCAAACUGGACGCUACAGUGACUCACUAUUGCCCUUGACUGUCAAAACUAAUUUUAGUUAAAUUUUGAAUGUUUUAAACUAAAAUUCUGGCCAAAUCCUACAUAGUGCACCUUUAACAACACCCCUGAAAAUGUUGUAAGCAACUUCAAACACAAUAAAGUUUAAUUGAAUUAAGGGCGUUGCCUAAAAACACGUGUGUGAGUUCACUCUGGUGCCUGGAAACAGCAGCAGAGUGAGUGCUCUGUUCGCCCCGCCUCUCUCAGCAGCUUCCUCAGGUGGUUGCAGCAGCAGCAGCAGCAGGACGGAGGAAUGUGACGGGCCUCACCUCUGCGGAACAAAAACAUGGAAAUACAACUUUACUAUGUCACCCGGAGAGGAUUUAAAAUCUGAUUUAACACUUGAGCGAUGAGGAGAAUUGAUCUCUGCACACAGGAGCGGAUCUGUAGUUUCUGACACUUUGGAUUACUUCACAGGUGUUUUUGUACCUGAGGUUGCGGAUCAGACAGUAUAGUAUUUACUUUUUUUUUUUUUUACGGGGUUUUCUACAUUAGGACAGUUUGUUUUGUUUAGAGCUCAUCAUGCCGGAGCUGAUCAGUGUCACAGAGUUUAUUUCAGAGACUAAUGAGGACUACAAAGCUCCAACCACCUCCAGCUUCACCACUCGGAUGUCCCACUGUAGGAACACAGUGGCAGCUCUGGAGGAGGCUCUGGAUGUGGACCGAUCGGUUCUGUAUAAGAUCAAGAAGUCGGUGAAGUCCAUCAACACGUCUGGUCUUGCUCAUGUGGAACACGAGGAGCAGUUCAUCCAGUCGAUGGAGAAGUUCGGGGACAACUGCGUGAGCAGAGAGGACGCCGACGUCGGCUCCGCCUUCCUCAAGUUCGCCAUUUUCACCAAAGAGCUGGCGGCGCUCUUCAAAAACCUGUUGCAGAACAUGAACAACAUCAUCACUUUCCCUCUGGACAGCCUGCUGAAGGGAGACCUGAAAGGAGUGAAAGGGGAUCUGAAGAAGCCGUUCGAUAAGGCCUGGAAGGAUUAUGAGACCAAGCUCGCUAAAAUCGAGAAGGAGAAGCGGGAACACGCCAAGCAACAUGGGAUGAUUCGCACCGAGUUCAGCGGAGGAGAGAUCGCCGAGGAGAUGGAGAAGGAGAGACGACUCUUCCAGCUUCAGAUGUGUGAAUAUCUCCUGAAAGUGAACGAGAUCAAAGUGAAGAAAGGCGUCGACUUUCUCCAGAACCUCAUCAAGUAUUUCCACGCUCAGUGCAAUUUUUUCCAGGACGGACUGAAAGCCGUGGAGAGUCUGAAACCCUCCGUAGAGAAACUGGCCACAGACCUGACGGCGAUUAAACAGACGCAGGAUGGAGAGAGGAAACAGCUGAUUCAGCUCAGAGACGUGCUGAAGGCUUCGCUGCAGUCUGAGCAUAAAGAGGACGCUCAGGCCAAGCAGAACGCAGGAUACAGCCUCCAUCAGCUGCAGGGCAACAAGGCUCACGGCACCGAACGCUCCGGAGUCCUCUACAAGAGAAGUGAGGGACUGAGGAAGGUGUGGCAGAAGAGGAAGUGCUCGGUGAAGAACGGUUUAUUGACCAUCUGCCACGGCACGGCUAACAGACCUCCAGCCAAACUCAACCUGCUCACCUGUCAGGUGAAGAGAAACCCAGACGAGAAGAAGAGCUUCGAUCUGUUCUCACACGACAGAACUUAUCAUUUCCAAGCUGAGGAUGAAGCCGAGUGUCAGAUCUGGGUGUCGGUGCUGCAGAACAGUAAAGAGGAGGCGUUGAACAUGGCGUUUAAAGGAGACCAAGAUGAAGGAGAGAACAACAUUGUUCAGGAGCUGACCAAAGCCAUCGUAGGAGAGGUGAAGAGGAUGAGCGGCAACGACAGCUGCUGCGACUGUGGAGCUGCUAGUCCCACCUGGCUGUCCACCAACCUCGGGGUGCUGAUCUGCAUCGAGUGUUCGGGGAUCCACAGGGAGAUGGGGGUCCACUACUCCAGGAUCCAGAGUCUGGACCUGGAUGUCCUGGGAACCUCCGAGCUGCUGUUGGCUAAGAACGUGGGAAAUGCCAACUUCAACGAGAUCAUGGAGGCCGACCUGUCAGCGCAGGAUGUAACCAAACCUGAUCCGAGCAGUGACAUGCAGAUGAGGAAGGACUACAUCACGGCGAAGUACACGGAGAAGCGCUUCGCCCAGAAGCGAUGUGCUGACGCUGCGUCCAGGCUGCAGGUUCUGUACGAGGCCGUCAGGAACAGAAACAUCCUGUCGCUCAUCCAGGUCUACGCCGAGGGGGUGGACCUGAUGGAGGCCAGCCCACAGCCCAACGAACACGAACCUGGAGAGACAGUGCUCCACCUGGCGGUCCGUAUGGUCGACAGAAACUCCCUCCACAUCGUCGACUUCCUCGCCCAAAACAGUGGGAACCUGGACAAGCAGACGACCAAAGGAAGCACAGCGCUGCACUACUGUUGUCUGACCGACAACAGCGAAUGUCUCAAACUGCUGCUGAGAGGAAAAGCUUCAGUUUCCAUCACAAACGAAGCCGGAGAGACGCCGCUGGACAUCGCCAAACGUCUCCGACACACUCAGUGUGAAGAACUGUUGACUCAGGCUCAGACAGGAAAGUUUAACGUCCACGUCCAUGUUGAGUAUGAGUGGCGUCUCCAAAACGAGGACCUAGAUGAGAGCGAGGACGAGAUGGAGGACAAGCCCAUCCCUAACCGGCGUGAGGAGCGUCCGGUCAGCUGCUUCGUAUCAGGCAGCGGCUCCAUGCAGUCCAACCUGGCGGUGUUGGCACGUGACGCCGCCAGCAUGGCGCGGGACAAGCAGAGACCUCAGGUGCCCAGCAUGAUGAUCAACAACGAGACCUACGGCACCAUGAUGGACUUCAACCUGCCGCCGCCGGGCCCAACACCUCCGCUGCCGCCCAGAGGACCACACAGAGGAGGACCAGGACACGGCAAAUCUGCUGCCAUGGACACUGUAGGAAGACAGCGAUCGUCCUCCGACCCCCCGAACCCGCACACCCCCGAGAGAAACGCCUCCAUGUACGUACUCCCAGGAGCCCCUCCUCCUCCGCCUCCUCCUCCUCCUCCAGUAAACAAGAGGUCCAGCACGUUGGAGACCAAGACCCUGUCAGCCAAGAACACCCCCCUCCCUCCUCUGCCUCCUCCCUCAGCAGCAGGACCCCCUUCCGUCCCUCCGGUUGUCCCAGUACCUCCAGUCCCUACACCGUCCUCCAUCCCACCACCACCUCCCCACAAAGCUCCAACCCUCCCCCCGCCCGUCCCCGGCCACCAGCCAAGCAGACCGCUGGGACCCAAGCCAUCACCCAAAUCACCCAGUGGAUCAGGGAAGAGUCCUCCACAGAGACCGCCUCUUAGGACUGGAUCUGUGGAUAAACGAGGUUCUCAGGCCAAAUCCCCCCACAGUUCUGGUCCUCCAACACCCAAACCCAGAACCGCCGUCAUUAAGCAGAAGCCUCAGAGGGUUAAAGCCAUCUACAACUGUAAAGCUGAUAAUCCAGAUGAGCUGACGUUCGAAGAGGGAGAGGUGAUCGUGGUGGAGGGGGAGGAGGACAGCGAGUGGUGGGUUGGUUACAUCGAAGGAGAGCCAACCAGACGAGGAGUGUUUCCCACCACGUUCGUUCACUUCAUCACAGAGUGACGUCACACCUUGUCACUGCUCACUUCCUGUUGUUCACCAGCAAGACAAAGACUCAAAGAGACCCUCCUCUGGAUCGGCUGGGAAACUCAGAGCUGCAGCUCGACCGGAAACCAAAACAAAACACAGACUGCCAGCUCCAUUCACACUUUUCCUCCUCCGUCUUUACAAACUCAUGUUGUUGUUGUCUGUGAUUUGUUCAAACCUGCAGAACUUUAUUUAAAUUCUAGAGGAAAUCCCAACGUUUCCAAAGAUACUAAAUCUGUCAGGCUGAACUUUGGGGAAAUAAAUGAAAUAAAAACACAACAAAGAGCUGCAACAACGUGAUGCAGAAUAUUUAUAACACUGUCAGACAGAGUAGGAAAACUUUAGAGCUACUAUGGUGGAAAUUUAAAGGACAGUUUCACAAUGUAAGUGAUGGAGGACAAAAUCCACAGUCCUCCUUCUGCGCAAAAAUGUAUUUAA